Messenger RNA from Gilbertella persicaria, 390 nucleotides. RefSeq lists its product as uncharacterized. The transcript has a single exon. The record is from RefSeq and is a predicted model, not a curated record. Lineage: Eukaryota; Fungi; Mucoromycota; Mucoromycetes; Mucorales; Choanephoraceae. The annotation marks the transcript as partial.
AAAAUGCGCAACAAGCUUCACAAGCUAGGUGCUGCUUCUGGCCGCGUUUUGGAUAUCCAUUGUCCAGCAAGAGGAGCUGUUGCUGUGCUUAUUCAUAUUGGAUAUUAUGAGGAGCUCAAAGUUAUUCUAGAAAAAUGGAAGAUUGUGCCUGUCCAGGAUUUCAAUUCUUUCGAUCCCCAACACCUUCGCGAUCCCAAGCUCCUUGAGACUCUGACCAAUGACGAAGAGCGUAUAACAAAGCUGAAGAAAAUUCAUCAACAACGCCUGGUCCAUGCCUUGGAAUACAUGCGUGUACAUGUUCACCGGCCAGUGGCCCGUGAUUUUGUACAUCGCGGAUGGCUUACUACGAGUAGGCUCAGUCUACUUUCCCAGAUGACACAUUCCACAUAA